AUGUCAUCAGCCCCAAUUGUCGAUGAGGGGCAAGUGGCGUUGUCAUCAUCGCCAAAAUCCGGCGCUUCUGCGUCCAAGCAAUGGCCCGCCGAUCUCAAAACAGGCCCCCAGAACACAGUCGCAAAAACUCAGGAAGUCACUUUUCUUCUCUCAUCUCGGCAUCUUUCGCUAGCUUCGAGUUAUUUCAAGGCCCAGCUCAACGGUCCUUGGAGGGAGGCUUCUGACGUCAAUGCUCUGCUUCUUUUGAUGCAAAUCAUCCACGGAAAAACCAAGGACGUUCCCAACUGUGUAGACCUUGAAACUCUUGCCAAAGCUGCUGUUCUAAUCGACUACUACAAGUGCCAUGAAACGACUGGAUUCUUCUCCACCCUGUGGGUGAAAAGUCUAAAGUCAGAGCUUCCGUCAGAUCUCAACCGAGAACUGAUACUUUGGCUCAUGAUAUCAGUCGUCUUCUUGCAGAAUGAUGUCUUCGAAUCGAUCACGAAGACAGCUGUACAAAGAAGCGACGGCCCCAUUCCAAUGCUCGGGUUGCCCAUCCCUCAAAGCGUUAUAAGUAAGCGACUUUCUCUGUCUCAGCUUCGAUUGCUAAUCUCAAUAGACGCCAUUGACUGGCGCCGACAGGACGCGAUCAACUCUAUAUCCACGGCGCUCAUAAAUCUCCUCAAAUCGUUGUGUCAAGAAUCAGAGAGAUGUAGUUUCGACUGUUCUGCCGUUCUUCUGGGUAGCCUCACAAAGAACAUGUGCGAUUCCGAACUUUUAAAUCCGACAGCACAAGAACCCUACCUUGGAUAUCAGCUGGCAGCUGUUGAGAAGAGUGUGCAGGAGUUCAAGUCGCCUUCCGGGCGGGUGGCUUCCAGGAAUUCGUCUUAUGGAUACCAUGAUUAUUACCAUUCGAAUAAUAGACACUGCUCCUGCAGGCUGCCGGAUAUAAUUAAGCAGCGCCUCUACCCCGGGCUUGACCGGAGCAAGGAAGGGUUCAGUCUGCAGGACCUACAACUCGAACUUUAA
Messenger RNA from Colletotrichum truncatum, 1008 nucleotides. RefSeq lists its product as uncharacterized. NCBI's taxonomy places the organism in Eukaryota, Fungi, Ascomycota, Sordariomycetes, Glomerellales, Glomerellaceae. The record is from RefSeq and is a predicted model, not a curated record.